Messenger RNA from Tarenaya hassleriana, 2151 nucleotides. Its product is annotated as probable methyltransferase PMT15. Gene Ontology annotation, molecular function: methyltransferase activity. The transcript has 5 exons. The record is from RefSeq and is a predicted model, not a curated record. Gene Ontology annotation, cellular component: endosome; cytoplasm; trans-Golgi network. Bases 174 to 2066 code for a protein of 630 amino acids. NCBI's taxonomy places the organism in Eukaryota, Viridiplantae, Streptophyta, Magnoliopsida, Brassicales, Cleomaceae.
AAAGAAAGAUACAUUUGGAAACGGCAUCUCCCCCCUCUGUAUAUAAGGACUCGCCCGAAUCACAAAAAUCAGAGAGAAAAAAAGGUUUACUUCUUCUGAGUCUUGAUUUUCUCCCGUCUCUUCGUUUUCCGGCGUCUUCAACUUCCCGGAAAAGUUGCUUCACUUUCUCCGACAUGGCGAACUUCCGGUGGCCGGCGAGGAUUUCGAAACUGUCAGUCAGAACGAAACAUUCCAACCUCUACCGCGUAACCAUCAUCGCCAUCCUCUGCGCCGCCUGCUACUUCAUCGGCCUCUGGCAAAACUCCCCCGGCAAAUUCUCACGCGCCACCGAUGGCUCGUUCAAAUCCUCCACCGUCGCCUGUACGACUUUCCAGCCUCACCCACCACCGCAUCUGGUCUUCGACUCCCAACACACCUCACCGGAUCCGCCUACCACGGCGGCACGCGUGGUCCGAAUCCCGGCGUGCGACGCGGAGCUGUCGGAGUACACGCCGUGCGAGGACGUGAACCGGUCGCUGCCGUUUCCUAGGGAGAGGCUAAUAUACAGAGAGCGUCACUGCCCGGAGAAGGGGGAAAUUCUCCGAUGCAGGAUUCCGGCGCCGUACGGGUACAUGGCGCCGUUCCGGUGGCCGGAGAGCCGUGACGUGGCAUGGUUCGCGAAUGUGCCGCACACGGAGUUGACGGUAGAGAAGAAGAGUCAGAACUGGGUGAGGUACGAGAAGGACAGGUUCUUGUUCCCCGGGGGCGGCACGAUGUUCCCUCGUGGCGCCGAUGCCUAUAUCGACGACAUCGGGCAGCUCAUCAAUCUCAGAGAUGGAUCUAUUCGAACAGCCAUCGACACUGGUUGUGGGGUGGCGAGCUGGGGAGCGUAUCUGAUGUCGAGGAAUGUAGUGGCGAUGUCGUUUGCCCCGAGAGACACGCACGAAGCUCAGGUUCAGUUCGCGUUGGAGAGAGGAGUUCCUGCUCUUAUCGGAGUUAUGGCUUCCAUCCGGCUCCCUUACCCUUCCAGGGCCUUCGACAUGGCUCACUGCUCCCGCUGCCUCAUCCCUUGGGCCCAACACAACGGGACGUAUCUGAUAGAGGUGGAUAGGGUUCUACGACCGGGAGGAUACUGGAUUCUGUCAGGACCUCCGAUCAACUGGCAGAGACACUGGAAAGGUUGGGAGAGAACAAAGGACGAUCUCAACGCCGAACAGACAGAGAUAGAGCGAGUGGCCAGAAGCCUGUGCUGGAAGAAACUUGUUCAGAAAGACGACCUCUCCAUCUGGCAGAAGCCCACCAACCACAUUCACUGCAAGCGCAACCGCAUCGCUCUCCGUCGUCCCCGCUUCUGCCGUUCUCAAGACCCCGACCUCGCUUGGUACACGAAGCUGGAUGACUGUUUGACACCCUUGCCAGAAGUGACAGGCUCCAACGUCAAAGAAGUAGCUGGUGGAGCGUUGGCUAAAUGGCCCGAGAGAUUAAACGUUGUUCCUCCGAGGAUCAGCAGCGGAAGUCUGAAAGGUAUCACCCCCGAUGACUUUGCAGGCAACUCUGAGACGUGGGAGAAGAGGGUCUCUUAUUACAAGCGCUUCGACCACCAAUUAGCUGAGAGAGGGAGAUACAGGAACUUACUUGACAUGAAUGCGCAUCUCGGUGGCUUUGCUGCUGCUCUUGUCAAUGACCCCGUCUGGGUCAUGAACGUCGUCCCUGUUGAGGCCAGUGUCAACACCCUAGGUGUUAUCUAUGAACGUGGAUUGGUCGGCACUUAUCAGAACUGGUGCGAGGCGAUGUCAACAUACCCGAGGACGUACGAUUUCAUCCAUGCAGACUCGGUGUUCAGUCUGUACAAGGGAAGAUGCGAGAUGCAGGACAUAUUGUUGGAGAUGGACAGGGUCCUGAGACCAAAGGGGAGUGUGAUAAUCAGAGAUGAUGUGGACGUGUUGGUGAGAGUGAAGGAGAUAACAGACGGCAUGCAGUGGGAAGCGAGGAUAGGGGACCAUGAGGGCGGGCCUCUUGAAAGGGAGAAGGUCUUGUAUGCCGUGAAGCAGUACUGGACCACUCCAGCCCCUGACCAGAUCUCUUAACCUGGAUGGACGACCACUGCCUCCCUCUUCCUACUCUUUUUUGGUGCUAUUCAUAAUUAUUUACAGAUCGAUGCCCAUUCUUUUC